UUCUUCUUUUUCACGUCCAUCUACCGCGGACGGAGCAAGCAAGCAGCUCCCGGGUCGAUCGGUUCUUCGUUGUCACGUCCGAUCCGUCUACCGCGGACGGAGCAAGAUGCAUGCGCAGAUCAUGUCGCUGUUGUGUGCCGCCGUCGUGCUCGUCCUCUCGCCGUGGGAGCCCAUGCUCGCAUCCGCCGCCUCCUCCGUCGGUUCCCGGCGCUACGACGCCAUCUUCAGCCUCGGCGACUCCUUCACCGACACCGGCAACAACCCCGCCGUCUUCGCCUAUUACUCCAUCGCCGACCCCGUCACGCGGCCGCCGUACGGCAACACCUUCUUCGGCCGCCCCACCGGCCGCAACUGCGACGGCCGCCUCAUCAUCGACUUCAUCGCCGAAGGCCUGGGGCUGCCGUACGUCCCGCCUUACUUGGGCCCGCCGUUCGGCUCCCCGUCGCCGUCGGCAGCGAGCUUCCGGCAAGGCGCGAGCUUGGCCGUCGGCGGCGCCACCGCGCUGGACGUGGAGUUCUACCGCUCGAGGGGAAUCCUCUCGGCCUCCAGCAAGUUCCCUCUCAACGCCAGCCUGAGCGUGCAGCUGGAGUGGUUCGGGUCGCACUUGAAGCCUUCCCUGUGCCGCACAACCCAAGAAUGCGACAAGUUGUUCGGCAGAUCCCUCUUCUUCGUGGGAGAGUUCGGCGUCAACGACUACCAGUUCUUGUUCGGGAAGAUGAGACUUGCUGACAUCAGUUCCAACGUCGUGCCGACUGUCAUAGACACCAUCCGUCAGGCCAUCGAGAGGUUGAUCAAGCUCGGCGCCAAGACACUGGUGGUUCCUGGGGUGAUUCCAUCAGGAUGCACACCGCUGAUUCUCGACAUCUUCCCUGAGCCAAACCCUUCUGGAUACAGCACCAAGACGGGCUGUAUGCUACAGUACAAUGAGCUAGGGCGACACCACAACACACUCCUGCAGGAAUCACUGCAGCAGAUCCGUGCCAAGAACCCGGGCGUCAAGAUCAUCUACGCCGAUUUCUUCAGCCCUAUCAUGGAGAUGGUCCAGUCGCCUCGCAAGUUUGGGUUCAGGGAUGACAUUCUUUCGGUUUGCUGCGGAGGAGGGUCGGGGAAGUACAACUACAACAUGAGUGUUCCUUGCGGCAGUCCAAACGCAACCACAUGCAGCCAUCCAUCCGCCUCCCUGAACUGGGACGGCAUCCAUUUCACGGAGGCAGCUAACCGCCACAUCGCCAGUAGAUGGCUGAGCAGCAUCACCUAAAGCGUUCAUAAGCCGUCCGAUCGAGCUCGGCUGAGGGGCUGAGCCGUCCUCUAUAUAUCAUCUUUUUUUUUUCUUUCGUAUCAUUAAUUAGAAGAUUGUUCAUGUCUUCAUUAGGUUCGGAUCGUUUUAUACACAUAGUGUGGUAAGACUGGCAAUUAACUGAUGACUUUUACUAUUGGUCUCACCGUUCCGUGAUAUGUUUUCGAAUUGUUUGAGUUUCCGUGGCAUAUAUAUUUUGUUUAGUUGUAAUAGCGAAAAUUCAAUUGC
Molecule: messenger RNA, 1525 nt
Organism: Setaria italica (foxtail millet)
Lineage: Eukaryota; Viridiplantae; Streptophyta; Magnoliopsida; Poales; Poaceae
Product: GDSL esterase/lipase At5g45910
Exons: 5
Coding region: 107-1258 (383 amino acids)
Molecular function (GO): hydrolase activity, acting on ester bonds
Source: RefSeq, a predicted model, not a curated record